AUGGACAGAAAACUUUUGGUAAACCCAGUAGAGAUGGAAAAGAAGUUAUUAAUGUAUGGGAAAACUUUGUUUAUUAAUGGAAAAUUGCAUUAUGGAAGUCUAGCGUGGACUGAAAUAAGCAAUGAAAUGAACAACGUAGUCAAACCUUAUAGUUUAUAUUUGAUUGUGUCUCAAAAUCGAUUCAACAUUUUGAAUAAUUUAAAGAAAAAUUUUUUUCCACAAGAAACAUCUUAUGACGAUUGUGAAAAUAGUAAUCCAAAAUAUGAAUCGAAUACGGAAAUCAGUACUACAUCGGACUAUGAGACAGAUUCAGAUACAGAACUAAAAAAAAAUAUCGUGUUAGAUUUAGACAUUCCAUAUGAUACAUAUUUCAAAAUGAAACCUAUAAAUGUACAGUAUGGUAAAGGUAAUAAGAAAAGAAAUUAUAGUGGUAUAAAACCAGGAACAUGGACAGAUUUAAUAUUUGAAGAAAUGUAUAAAAAGUUCAAGUUACCAUGCUCUUUUAUAUUUAAAAGGUGUAAAAUGUAUCCAACUUCGGAUAGUACGUUCCUUAAAAUUUUCGGAAAAUGCAAAGAUAAAAAUUGCCAAAGUAAUAUGUAUGGUUUCGCUGAUAAGAAACCUUUAGAAGAUGAACCUCUAAAAUUAAAAAUAUGUAUUCCGAAUUCUGCAAAUAUUAAACAUGCAUCUAAUUCCAAACGACCUUUAGGAGGAGAGCUACGGAAAGUUAUAGGCAAAGAACUUCAAAAUACGGAAGGCUACUUAAUGCGAAAAGAGCUAGUAGCUAAAACUAUGGCGUUUGGAGAAAAAAUUCCUCCACACGUUUACUCUACUGAAGUGCUAAGAAAAGCAAAGCAAAAUUAUAGAGAUAAAAGCCUUGGAAUUGAACUAACCGAUCCUAUAAAUUCUCUAAUUGAAUUAAAAUAUUUAAUGCCAUAUGCGGGGUCCAUCCAUCUUAUAAGUGCCGAUCCAUUAAUCGUACAUUAUUGGUCGCCGGAACAACUUUUGGUAUUUAAUGAAUCUUCCAAAAGUAAAGUUAACAAUUGCCGAUUGUGUAUUGAUGCAACUGGCCAAUUAGUAAAAAAAAUGAAUAGGACAAGUCAGGGUUUAAAGUCAUCACAUAUAUUUUUGUAUGCUGCUGUUUUACAUAAUGGUUUAUUUCAAACACCUGUGUCUCAGAUGUUAUCAGAGGCACAAGACAUGUCAAAAAUAUCCUAUUGGCUAAAUCAGUGGAUAAGAAGUGGAGCAAAUUUACCACAUGAAAUUGUAUGCGAUUAUUCGUACGCUCUCAUCGGAGCCAUAACAUUUUCGUAUUGCCAAAUGUCAAGAAGCCGUUACUGUGAUAUAUGUUUGAGAGUAUUACAGAACAAAGAAACAUCUACUCCUGCUUUUUUUUUACGUCUGGACAUAGCUCACUUUAUUAAAAUGAUAUGCCGCUGGAAGUGUUUGGGAAAAGGUAGAAUAAAAGAAUUUUUCGUAAGGUCAUUAAUAAUUUUAGUUGAAUCAGAAACGUUACAACAGUUUGAAGAAAUAUUUGUGAAAAUUAUUGUCAUCGCUUCUUCCGAAACCGAUGGCUUAGAACUUGGUUCAACUUCAGUCCCUGCACCAGCUGAAUUAUUCCGGUCUCAUAUGAUUAAUAUGAUUAAAGAUACAAACCUUCUAAGUUCUAAAUGA
Molecule: messenger RNA, 1671 nt
Organism: Macrosiphum euphorbiae (potato aphid)
Lineage: Eukaryota; Metazoa; Arthropoda; Insecta; Hemiptera; Aphididae
Source: the annotation of a GenBank genome assembly